Messenger RNA from Oncorhynchus keta (chum salmon), 3110 nucleotides. RefSeq lists its product as uncharacterized. The record is from RefSeq and is a predicted model, not a curated record. The transcript is spliced from 3 exons. Gene Ontology annotation, cellular component: intermediate filament; cytoplasm; axon. Gene Ontology annotation, molecular function: structural constituent of postsynaptic intermediate filament cytoskeleton. The coding region runs from base 166 to 1365 and encodes 399 amino acids. Gene Ontology annotation, biological process: neurofilament bundle assembly. NCBI's taxonomy places the organism in Eukaryota, Metazoa, Chordata, Actinopteri, Salmoniformes, Salmonidae.
UGCAGUGUCGCUGAGCUGGUGCAGUGCUAGACACUCGCUCAUCCUCACCGAUGGUCUGCAGAACAAGGGGGACUUUAAAAAAAAAUUAACAUCUGAAACAAAAAAAAACAUCCUACAUUUAACAAAAAAAAAAUCUUGAAAAAAUAAACCAACAAAACAUCCAUCAUGAGCUACGAUCCUUAUAUCUCCUACCGCCGCACUUGGGACAGCUACCGAGGCUCUUCUCGACCUUCCACCACCAAAUCCUUCAUGUACUCCCCUCUCUACUCCUCCUCUUCCUCCCGAGCCCUGGGCCUGGCGGCUGGGAAGCAGCGUCCACCCGCCUCUUCCUCACUGCCAGACGCGUCUGCGCGGAUGGACCUGGCCGAGGCCUCCAGCCUCAACACAGAGCUGCUGGGGCUCCGCAGUCAGGAGAAGGAGCAGCUGGUGGGCCUCAACGACCGCUUCGCCACCUACAUCGACAAGGUGAGGCGCCUGGAGCAGCAGAACCGGGCCCUUCUGGCAGAGCUGGAGGCUCUCAGGCGGAGGCAGAGGGACCCGUCUCGUCUUCAGGGGCUCUACGAGGGUGAAGCCCGGAGCCUCAGGGCUGCAAUCGACCAGAAGACAGGAGAUAAGAUGCGCAUGGAGGCAGAGAGGGACUACCUGAAGGACGUGUACGGGCAGCUGAAGGAGCGCUAUGAGGAGGAGGCGCAGUGCCGUGCGGAUGCGGAGGAGGCCCUGCAGAGGGCCCGGGAGGAAGUGGGGCGGGCCAUGCUGUCUAACUGCGAUGCAGAGGCCAGCGUUGUCUCCCUGGCCGAGGAGAUGGGCUUCCUGAAGAAGGUGUUUGAGGAGGAGCAGGCGGAGCUGCAGGCCCAGGUUGUGGCGGCUAACGUGUGUGUUGACUUGGAGGUGAGCAGGCCAGACCUGUCUGCGGCACUCAAGGAGAUCCGGGCGCAGUACGAGCGGCUGGCCAAUAAGAACAUGCAGGCGGCCGAGGACUGGUACCGGGGGAAGUUUGAGUCCGUGGCGGAGAUGGCGUCGAAGAACAACGAGGCGGUGCGCUCCAUCCGGGAGGAGACCAUGGAAUACCGUCGGCUGCUCCAAUCACGCUCUUCUGAGAUCGAGGCCCUGCGGAACGUCAUCGAGUCGCUGAACAAACAGCUGGAGGAGCUGGAAGAGCACCAGGGGGGAGAGGUCACGAAGUAUCAGGUGAGGAUAAACGAUCUGGAGUGCGACAUCAACGAGGCAAAGCAGGAGAUGUCUCGCUACCUCAGAGAGUACCAGGACCUUCUCAAUGUUAAAAUGGCUCUGGACAUUGAGAUCGCGGCAUACAGGAAACUGCUGGAGGGAGAAGAGUUCAGGCUGACCUUCUCUGCUCUGAACUAAAUCCUCUUCACACUGAACCCCAAUAACCCCGAACCCCAAUAUCUCAAUAGCCUAUACCCUAACCUAAACCAUACUCUUUAGUCUUAUAGCCCUACCAUUGGUCCUCCUUCCACCCUUACCUAAACCCCAUACUACCCCACCGUUACCUAAACCCCUUACUACCCCACCCAUACCUAAACCCCAUACUACCCCACCCUUACCUAAACCCCUUACUACCCCACCCCACCCUUACCUAAACCCCUUACUACCCCACCCUUACCUAAACCCCUUACUACCCCACCCUUACCUAAACCCCAUACUACCCCACCCUCACCUAAACCCCAUACUACCCCACCCUUACCGAUACCCCAUACUACCCCACCCUUACCUAAACCCCAUACUACUCCACCCUUACCUAAACCCCAUACUACCCCACCCUUACCUAAACCCCAUACCUUCCUCCCCAUAACUCAUCCCCACUGUACCACCCUAAUCUAGUACCACCCUAAUCUAGUACCACCCUAAUCUUGAACAAACCCCCCUAAGCGUCCUGAACGUCACCCUUCCGAAGACAGAUGUGCCCUUGUUCUACACAAGAGGUCCACGAUGAAGAGGUCCCCCUUCUUCUCCACACUGAUGUUGUGACACCAUACAUCAACAAAAUGGCCGCCAGGCAGAAGACUGCAGAGAUACGCUGCACUGCAUUAGCUCAUACAGCUCAGCCUGUGAGCAAUAUCCUCCUGUUAGAGUUCCCCAUCUCCGUUAGCCUGGUCCCAGAUCAGUUUGUGCUGCCAUGUCAUCGGCUUAUGGUCUCUGUCACACCAGCAGAAACAGAUCUGGGCUACGUCGCCAUGAUAUCCAAGCAUCAGGCUCAGUAUUUCAUUUGACUAUCCCCUCCCCCAUUGUGCAAACAUUUUACCAAUUGUUUGUAAAGGAGGACUUUAUUAAAAUGUCAUUUAGCUUUGGAUGCUUGGAUUGUAUAUGUGUGUUGUUCUCAUGCUGAUAGAAAGCUGUUGUGGGCGUAUUGAUUAGGAAUAUAUUGAUGUGGAGCUCUAUCAACCGGAUAUUGAUCCUGAACUAAUAAGCACCCCUGGUUCUGUAACCGGUGGAACAGUAACCUUAAAGUUUAUUUACCUUCUCUGUUACUCUUUCAUGAUAUUUCCAUCCUCUUAUCAAAUUUACACAAGCUUCAGUCAGGCGAAGAUAAGACAAUAAUCGGUUUUGGCAUGUUGUUCAUGAAACAUAAAUACUAAGCCAAGCGGUCUCUUGCCGUAUGAAUGACAAGCUGUGUGUAAGGAAAUGUCAUGUAAAGACUGCAUUAUUAAGAGCUUAGUUACUGGUUUCUCCCUGUGAUCUCAGAGAAAUAACUAUUAUCUUCUGUUAGCCCUUUUCUGUUCUGUAAGACCUUCCGAACCUAGCCUGGGUACCAGUCUGUUUGUGCUAACAUUACGCUCCUUUGCCGCCCCUUGUCAUACCAAACAUGUUUGUCAUAUGACACGGAGUACAAGGGGUGGAAUGGUAGCACAAAACAGGUCUGGAUUUCAGACUGGUCUGAACCUACAAGUAAAUAGUUAAACAACUGAAGAACAACUUAGCCUGGUAACAGAAGAAUCCAGCCUGGUAUCUCAAGCUCUUUGCUGUGCAUAUGUAUGCCCGACUGAUCUUAGAUCUGAAACUAUCCCAAGUCUGCACCUUAUACUGUAUGCGUGGUAUACCUGUAAAGGGCCAGCAACUUGCUGAAUAAAAUUACAUAACUGAACUGCAAA